This is a messenger RNA of Leptidea sinapis, 511 nucleotides long. It is a transcript of the gene Rpp20, whose product is annotated as ribonuclease P protein subunit p20. Gene Ontology annotation, biological process: tRNA 5'-leader removal. Lineage: Eukaryota; Metazoa; Arthropoda; Insecta; Lepidoptera; Pieridae. Gene Ontology annotation, cellular component: nucleolar ribonuclease P complex; nucleus; ribonuclease MRP complex. The record is from RefSeq and is a predicted model, not a curated record. The transcript has 3 exons. Gene Ontology annotation, molecular function: nucleic acid binding. Bases 74 to 511 code for a protein of 145 amino acids.
UUCAUGUCAAUGUCACUUGAAAAUUGAAAUAAUAAUACAAAGGUACUCUGUGGAAAUAUCAAAUAACACUAUUAUGGAGAAUAUUUCAAAUGAAGAUACUUCGCAAAAGAAACCAGAACAAACUAAACAAAAACGUAUUGUUAAUGAUAACUAUAUCGUAAAAAAAAGAAUUGCUUCUCGACCGAAGGGUGGAGAUAACGUUAUUUUUGUUACAAGGAAAACAAAUUUUAAGGCCCAGCUAGACAAAUGCUGUGAGUUGCUGACGAAAGGAGAAAAUGAAAUAAUAAUACAUGGACUUGGUUCUGCAAUUCAAAGAUGUUGUAAUCUAGCUUUACAGGUUGAGAAAAACUUUGCAGGCACCUGUGAACUCGAAGUAAACACAGGAACUGUAUGUUUAGUCGAUGACUUGGAACCACUUACUGAUGAUUUAGACUAUGGCUCACAAGUGCGAAAUAACUCAGCUGUUCACAUAAAAGUCUCCCGAACGGCUAUGCUUGGAGCUAAUCAAUAA